AACUCUGGGCUCAGUGUUGCUCUGUGCGCGUGUCAGACUGCGAGACGGCGAGCGAGCACUAAAGCAUGUGAGUAACUCUGUCAGUAUGCAACGUGUUGAGCAGCUGAACUCCGUCUUCAGCUCCUCUGCCCUCAGAAGCGGGACGACUCUCACCAGAUCUGUGACAAGAAGAGAGAGAAUCCAUUUGUUGGUUCAUUUAGUUAGGUUCUUUUCUUUCCUCUUGUUCUGAAUGUUUGCCCCCAAAGGAUGUAAUGGUGCGGGAUCCCUCAGGAUUUUUGACCUUCUUUUUUUAAAAUUUGGAUGAAACACUUCUAUUCAUCUCUUGUGUAGGAUUAUUUCCCUGCUGGUGUUUCUCUUCCCUCCUAUGGUAUUUCCUGCUUUUAUGUGUUGUUGUGCUGAUCGCGUCCUUGCGUCCGGAUGAGUGUGCUCCGCUGGCACCGGCUCUCUGCGCUCUGGAAGAACUGGAUGUUCAACCAGGAGCCAGCAGAAGAGCAGGACCAGAUCUCAGAAGCUCCAGGGCAUGAAGCAGAACCACAGAAAAAGGAAGGGGACACAUUCAAGGAUCACAACUCAGACUUUCAGAACUUAACUGAACUUAAGACCCUAAACUUGGAUUGUACGAAUCAUAAAUCGGAAGUAGCGAUCCAGAACUUGGAAUUUACAAAUCUGAACUCGACUGCUAACAUCCAAACGUCUGAACUAUUAAAACGCAGCAUCUCUGAGCCGUGCUCACAGGUCUCAGGCAGAGAGGGACAGUCUUCCAGCUGUCCCCACACACCUGAAGAGCGUGGCAACGGAUCCCGUAGAAGCUGCUAUUCUGAGGACUGUGUUGACUGUGCAUUGCAGGUGGAUAACGGCAGCGAGGGGGACGACGGUUUUCUGCAGCGAGAGGGAUCCCAACGGAGGUCCAGACGGCGCUUCAGGAGGGUCAACCCCCGGGGAGAGCGGGAACUCAUCACAGACGGCCAAGAACCCGCCAGCUGUACCACGGAUUAUGUCACCAACCAGCUUCCUGCCGACCUCAAUAAGAUGCACCUAACAGACCACGCCCACCAACAGGUGAUGCACAUGCCUCCCAGCCAGUCAGGGUGCAGCAUCGCCAGUGACUCAGGAAGCAGCAGCCUAUCAGAUAUUUACCAGGCCACAGAGAGCGAGCUGGGAGAUGUGGAUCUGUCCGGACUUCCAGAGGCUGCGGUGGACAGCGAGGAAGAGGAGGAGGAAGACGAGGACCUGGAGAGAGCUUCAGAUACUCUCCUGGGCCGAGACCUGGUUCGAGAGUGUCUGGAAAAAGAACCAGCCGACCGCAACGACGAUGACAUUGAACAACUACUGGAGUUCAUGCACCAGCUGCCUGCCUUUGCCAACAUGACCAUGUCUGUGCGCAGGGAAUUGUGCAGCGUCAUGGUGUUUGAGGUGGUGGAGCAGGCUGGCACAGUCAUACUGCAAAACAAACAGGAGUUGGACCUCUGGUAUGUUAUCCUGAACGGGGCCGUGGAGAUCAUCCACCCGGAUGGCAGAAUGGAGACUCUUUGCAUGGGCAACAGUUUUGGCAUCUCACCUUCACUGGACAAGCAGUACAUGAACGGAGAAGUUCGCACCAAGGGGGACGACUGCCAGUUCGUCUGCAUCGCCCAGGAGGACUACUGGCGCAUCCUCAACCAUGUGGAGAAAAACACGCACAAGGUGGAAGAGGAGGGCGAGAUUGUGAUGGUGAAGGAGCACCGAGAGCUUGACCGCAGCGGGACCAGGAAGGGACACAUCGUCAUAAAGGGAACCCCAGAGCGCCUGAUCAUGCACCUGGUGGAAGAACCGUCGGUGGUGGACCCCACCUACAUUGAAGACUUUCUGCUGACCUACAGGACCUUCCUCUCCAAUCCCAUGGAGGUCGGCAAGAAACUGCUGGAGUGGUUCCAGGUGGACAGCCUGCGGGACACGGUAACGAGAAUAGUGCUGUUGUGGGUCAACAACCACUUCAAUGACUUUGAGGGCGACCCGGCCAUGACACACUUCCUGGAGGACUUUGAGAAACAUCUUGAAGUGACAAAAAUGAAAGGCCAUUUGCGGCUGUUGAACAUAGCGUGUGCAGCCAAAGCCAAGUGGAGACAGAUCACCCUGCAGAAGGCGUCCAGGGAGUCGCCGCUCUACUUCAGCGUCCAGGGCGGCAGCGAGAGAGGAUUCGGCAUCUUUGUUGAGUUUGUGGAACCAGGCAGCAAGGCUGCAGAGGCGGGACUGAAACGGGGAGACCAGAUCAUGGAGAUCAAUGGGCAAAACUUUGAGAACAUCUCCAUCUCCAAAGCUGUUGACAUCCUUAGAAACAACACACACCUGUCUCUCACCGUCAAAACCAACAUAUUCGUCUUCAAAGAGCUCCUUAGCCGAAUUGUGCAUGAGAAGAAGAACGGCGGCCCUCACAUACCCAAAAUCCAAGAGAAAAAAGGCAAUCGCUUCUCCAUCCCCGACCUUCCUGGAGACAUGGAGUUCCCCACAGACCACAAGAGCACCAGGAAAAUGAAGGCCAACACUGUGUCAGGAGGACGAAACAAGAUCAGGAAGAUGCUGGAGAAGACUCGAUUCAGUAUACUGCCACCCAAACCUUUUAGUGAUGGCGGUAUGGGUCAGUCUCAGGACGACAGCAUCGUGGGUACCAAGCAGUGUCGUCACAGCGUGGCCAUCAUGCCCAUCCCUGGCAACCUGUCGUCCAGCAGCCCCGACCUGCUACAGCCGGCCACCAGCGUCCUCGACUUCUCCAACCCCGCAGACAUCCCAGACCAGGUGAUUCGGGUGUUCAAGGCCGACCAGCAGAGCUGCUACAUCAUCAUCAGCAAGGACACCACGGCCAAGGAUGUGGUCGCCCACACCGUCAAUGAGUUCGGCCUCAUCGCGGCACCCGAGACCUACUCCCUGUGUGAGGUAUCAAUUAGCCCUGAGGGAGUCAUCAAACAGCGCCGCUUGCCCGACCAGCUCUCCAAACUGGCUGAUCGGAUUCAGCUCAACGGCAGGUACUAUCUGAAGAACAAUAUGGAGACGGAGACGCUGUGUUCAGACGAGGAUGCUCAGGAUCUCCUCAGAGAGAGUCAGAUCUCUCUGCUCCAGCUUAGCACCAUGGAGGUGGCUGCCCAGCUCUCCAUGAGAGACUUUGAGCUCUUCAGGAACAUCGAGUCCACAGAGUACGUAGACGACUUGUUUAAACUAGACUCCUCAACGGGAAGCGGUAAUCUGAAACAGUUUGAGGAGGUUAUAAACCAGGAGACCUUCUGGGUGGCCACAGAGAUCCUCAAGGAGCCCAACGCCAUGAAGAGGAUGAAGACCAUCAAACACUUCAUCAAGAUCGCCCUGCACUGCAGAGAGUGCAAGAACUUCAACUCCAUGUUUGCUAUUAUCAGCGGUCUGAACUUGGCACCGGUGGCUCGGCUACGGAGCUCUUGGGAGAAAUUGCCCAGCAAGUACGAGAAACUGUUUGGAGACCUGCAGGACGUCUUCGAUCCGUCCAGGAACAUGGCCAAGUACCGCAACAUCCUGAGCAGCCAGAGCAUGCAACCGCCCAUCAUCCCGCUGUUCCCGGUGGUCAAAAAGGAUCUCACGUUUUUACAUGAAGGCAAUGACUCCAGUGUAGACGGGCUUGUGAACUUCGAGAAGCUUAGGAUGAUCGCCAAGGAGAUCAGACAUGUGGUGCGGUUGACCUCAGCCAACAUGGACCCGGCCCUCAUGUUCAGACAGAGGAAGAAGAGGUGGAAGAGUUUAGGGUCUCUGAGUCAGGGCAGCACCAACUCCAACAUGCUGGAUGUGCAGGGCGGUGCCCAUAAGAAGCGAGUGCGCCGCAGCUCGCUGCUCAACGCCAAGAAGCUGUACGAAGACGCUCAGAUGGCCAGAAAGGUGAAGCAGUACCUGUCCAACCUGACGGUGGAGACGGAUGAGGAGAAACACCAAAUCAUGUCCCUGCAGUGUGAGCCAUCCUACAGCACAUUGUCCAAAAACCUGAGCGAGAGACGAUCCACCAAGUCAGACAUGUCUCCAGUGUCUCUGCGGUCGGCUCUGCCCUCGGGGAAGACACAAAACCGAGUGUCACAAGUCCUUCAGGUCCAGGUCCCACUGAAUCCUCUGCGAAAGAAGAGCACUGCCAAGGACAUAGGCACAUCCAACUCAAACUCUCCUCAAGUGGUGAAGAAACCUCAAGUGAACUCAUCAGAGGAGUGGGGUGCCAAGAGACCAUCUGAUGACACCGUCUCCACCAUCUCCUCGCUUCACUCCAGCCCCACGGUGUCGCCGCAGGGCUCCCCACGUAAAGUGGGAGGUGCGGCCAAGUCCCAGAACUCCAGCCAGAUGAAUUUGUCAGGAUCUUCAUCUUCGCUGACCAGCGACGCCAGCACCAAAGCCGGCACCGUCAGCCUGCGCAGCUACGGCAUAGGGUACACGCUCCUGCCAGCUGGUAAAGCAGACAACCUGUCGGACUCGAGUCACAGCGAGAUCUCUUCCCGCUCCAGUAUCUGCUCUGUUGACUCCAUGCCGGCUCCCGGGCCUGAGGACCGGUGUAAUAACAGCAACAGGACCUGUACUGCUACUACUACUGCUGCUGCUGCUGCUGCUGCUAGUACAACUACAUCUGCAACCACAACACCUGUUCCAGUUGCUGAGAGCACAGCAGCAACUCACGCACACUUAAAUACUGACUACAACCAGCCCAGCACAAGCAGCUCCUUGUUGCUGGCUCGAGGAUACGUACCGCGAGCCUCCACCUUUACCUCCUCCACCUCAACGGAGGAGCUGGCCCCGGACCACACCUCUCUGGACUCUGUGGCUGACAGCGGCCGCGGCAGCUGGACGUCCUGCUCCUCCAACUCGCACGACUCCUUCCAGAGCCUCCCCACCUCCUCCUGCCGGCCCUGGGACCACGGCAUCCACGGCCAUCCGCUCUCCCUCCCGCACACGCACCUGGGCGCCUUCAAGCACACGCAGCUGGCCGGGCCGAUAGCCGAGGUCGAGGCCGCCGCUCACUCGUGGGCAAACGAGGACACCGCCGCCAAGCAGCACUCCAGAAACUCCAGCUCGGAUCUGUCCAAUCAGUCGCGACAGAGCUGGGCGUCGUCCAGCUCGCUGUCGGACAACUACGAGGGGAAUUACGGCACAAUAAAGCGGAGAAACACCUCGGAGCACCCCUCCUCGCCAACCAACGAGGAAGGAGGGCAAAGCACAGACCCCGUCUACAAAACGGUGACGUCAAGCACAGAGAAGGGCCUGAUAGUGUACUGUGUCACCUCCCCCGCCAAGGAUGAGCGUUACCGAGCUCCCCCUCCCACCCCUCCAGGCUACCAGGGUCUGGCUCUGGGGGAUCUCGGCCUCACAGACGGAGUAGUCGGUGGUCCAGGAGGUCUCCCCCCAAGGCCUCCUCACCUCAGACCUCCGGACUACAGUGUGGCCCUGCAGAGGAGCAAACUCCUGCAGAGCCCUGGAGCGGCGGGUGGUCUGGCUGAAGCACGGAGGCUGGCUGCUAACCAUCACCUCCACCACCAAGAGGCUCGGACCGCCGGCUCCACGCAGGGCCACUCCAGACCGCCCAGCAUCUGCCUCCCGCCACAGGAGCUGGCUGACAGUGAGGAUGAUGAACAAGUGUCUGCAGUGUAGAGACGGUGACGUCACACUCACGCACGCACGCACACACACACACACACACACACACACACACACACACACACACACAAACACACGGACCAAGUCGUGCUGUUCGGGCUUUGGACUAAGCGGACUAAGCUAGCAGCCUGCCAACAACACGCACAUCACAGCACAUUCUCCAAAACCCCUCCUUCCAACCCUGUGUGACAUCACCACGGACCAUAAUGCACCUGUGGACCACAGCAGGGCUUGGGGGCGGACCUUUCCUCCUGCUCCCAGGACUUGUACAAUCAUCUCUUUUUAAACUCAUUUCACAGAACAAAGAAGAAAGAUUUUAGAAACUUUUUUAAAAACUCUUGAACAAAGCAGAAAAAAAGGCUAUGAUGAAGGUGAUGGAGAGGAAAAAAAGGACAAAUAAAAGAAGGAUUGAGUGUUAAUAUCAGUGUCUCACGAGACAAAGUCGUCCUCCAUGGAACCAGACCACCACGUACCUCCAUUUUGAGCUCCAAGCUUCCUUGUCUGAAGUUUUUUUUUGCAUUGCUUUUUUAGCUUUUUUUAAUUUUAUUUUUUACAGUUUUAACCUGUUGUACAGUGAUUGUUUUUGUGUGUAAACAGAUUUGUUUUUCUUCUUUUCUUUGCAUCUCUGCGCUUUGCAUAUUUUGAUGUGAGAGUAGUGAGGAGGAAGAGGAGGAGCAGCAGACAAAGGGAUAGAAAGCUGCAGUCAGCAGUACAAGUAUUACAGUGAACAUUAGCACGUGGGGGAAAGUUUAUUUAUUAUUGUUUUCGUUGGUUUUGUUCGCAGUUUGCGGUCAGCUCAAAAGAAGAUGAAUGUAGAUAAAUAAGAGACAAGAAAAAACUAUUUUUUAGAUAUUUUUUUUUAGGGGUCUUGAUGGGCCUGUGUCAGACCCCGGCACUGAUGAUGUAAAUUCACCCAAUUCAAAGUCAGUCCCCACAAACAAACCAAAUGGAUACAAAAAAAAGCGGCUACAAAACUGUCUUCGCUAACCCGCUGCUUACGCUUUUGACUUUAUUUGACGUCAGGAAUCGGCCAGGAGCCUCGUAGAGCCUCAUGUCUCACUCCUCUUUCUAGAGGAGAAGUUAAACUCCCGACAUAACAGGGAGCGCGUCUGUUUGUGUUUAUUGGACCGUGUUGAGCUUUACGGACAAAAAAAAAAAUGCUGAAUCUUUCAGGCAGUUUUUUGUCUUCGUGUCGCGUUCUCGCCUCCCCAGCCCACCCCUCUUAUUGCUCGUUCGGCCUGACGCGAGGUACUUUAGCAGCAUGCUGCCUCCUGGAUGUUCUAUAGAAACUGUAUUAUAACUCGUUUUUAAUGAGCUGACGAACAAAUGCCUCGCCGCUUUCCUGUACAGUCCAAGCGUGUGUUGUUAUUCUAUUGCAGCAGCUAUAAUCAAACGAUAAAUUAGCACUGUGUGGUCACGCAUCGUGCAUGCAUGCACACACACAUACACCAGAAUAUUAGUUGGUGUACAAAAAGACAAAGGACAGUGUUUGCGCCGAGGCUUACAUUUUGUUUACAAUGUUUAUUAGUCUAGUUGUCUGUUGAAUUACAGGCUGAGAUGUUAAAGUGUAAUUCUCCAGGUUGAUUUGACCUUGUAAAUUUGUUUAUAAUGCAGCAGGAAUACGAGAUGCAGCAUAAACUUUGACUGUGUGCUCACAGUGUACCUCUCUUAUUGGUUUUUGCUUCUUAUUUAAACAGAACGAGCAGCAAAACAAGUCAAAAGAUAACGUGUUGUAACGCCUGGCUUGCAUCUCCUCUCCAUGUUGAUAGUGCAUUUUGUAAAAUAUUUAAAGGACGUGCUUGAAAAUGUUUAUUUGUAUUGAAAACAGAAGCAAAUUUGUACAUUCUGAGUUAAGUUUCGGAAAAGGAAAAUAGUUUUGAAUUGUGUUUACCUGCAGUGCAUCGGGGUGUAACUGGAAUUCGACUUUCUCUUCUGCUUUCUGUCUCGCGGCUCUGUGAUGCUUCCUCAGAUUUGUUUGCCACACAAAGACUUGAAAUGAUUAAUGCUAAUAUAUACAUGGCAUAUAUAUGAAUUUAUACAUAUAUAUUUUUGUUGUUUCUUUGCCAUAAAUUAAUGUAUAGAUGAGAGAAGAGAGUCCUCUGUAAAGGCUAUUUUUGAAUAUUUUGUUAUAAGAAAAAAAAUCUGAGGUUGUGAUUGCCCUGUUUCAGGAGUCUUUUAAGGAAUUAGUUCUUGUCAUUGUUCAUACCUUAUUUUCUCCCCUCACACUCUGCUGUUGGUGCCAUUUCUGCUUCGUCUGUAGUUGUAAUUGCUGCUGUGUUUUGGGAUAUGAGUGUGUGUGUGUGUGUGUGUGUGUUGUGGAAUUAUAUUUGCGAGUUUGGGACCAACAUAGCUUUCUUUUUUUUUCCCCAAAAAAAUCUAAUUUUGAUGCAAUCUGGGCUUACAGCACAUAAAGAAAGGCUCAGAAGUCAUUUUCAAUAAAAUCAAAAAAAGCCUUUUUAGUUUGCAGCUCUGAUUGCUCCCGCCUGCAGAAAGGCGGGCGCCAUGUGGGUCUCCUGCCAUCGGUCGCAUGACACAAGGCGACGCUCAUUCAUACUCAGACCGAAUGAUUGAAAGUAGUUUUUUGAUGCGAUAACAUGCCCAUCUGUUAGAACUAACCAGAGCAAGUCAGUGCCGUGUCGAUUAUCGGCCCGCCUUUCUCUCAGCAGUGUCAGCUCAGCAGGACUUUAAACCUUUCCUCUCACUGCACUCGUUUAUCCACUGCGACUGCUUGUUCCUUUUUUUUCCUUUUUAAAUAAUAUCAAUAGUUGAAACAGACUGAGUCAGAAACUGACAAUUCAUCUUUUCUUUUUUUUCUUUUUUAUUUUUGCACAACUGUAUUCCUCAGAUUCUCAACUAUAAAUCAGUAUUAUUAUUAUUAUUCUGAAUGGAUGAUUUACAAAAAGGUAGGCCGAGGUAUUAGGAGUGGCACAGAUCUUACUCAAAAGUCACAAGAAAUGCUCUGUGUGUAUUUCGACCUGCUCUCAGUUGUUAAAUUGAGAGCUAAGCAACUUCUUUUUCUUACUUUCUCUCUAACUCCUCCUCCUCCUCCUCCUUCUUCCUCCUCUUCUUCUUCUUCUCUGCAUACAGCAGGUUUUUGUUUUCAUAGAGGAUCUGGCAGUGAGCAGCUCCUGGCACUGUGAAUAUAACAUGUCAGUGUUUUUAACAACUUAAAACCCGGAGAGGAUAAACUUUAAUUCUCUCUCUCACGGCAUGAUGAAAAUAUCUAUCUGAUUGUAAUAUAGCCCCCACCCUCACCCCUCAGCCUGCCCUCAGAUGUCCUGCCAUGUUACCCGGAAUGCAAUAAGAGAGAUGUGAAUGUGUUUCUUGUAGACAUCUUUUGGCAUUACAGCAGAAAUGCACAACAAUAAGCUUCAAUGUGGUGAGUGUGCUGCACAAACUGUACAAAGAGGUAUUAACUUGGUCUGUGGCUUAAAGUUUGCUUUCGUCUCACACUUGUCAUAGCUGUUGUAACUUAUGUCUUUUAGAAAGACAACAUGAUUUUGCUCAUACGCUUUUUAUGUAUUUUUUACGAGUGAUUGUAAAUAGUUGUUAUAUUUUUUUCUUUAAGAGAAUAAGAGAGUAUAAAAAGGAAAAAAAUACCUUUUAUUUCUCCAAGUCUACUGAUAUGAAUUUGGACAAUGAAUAAAAUGUUAAGCAGAAACA
Messenger RNA from Scatophagus argus, 9288 nucleotides. RefSeq names its product Rap guanine nucleotide exchange factor (GEF) 6 (gene rapgef6). Gene Ontology annotation, molecular function: protein binding; guanyl-nucleotide exchange factor activity. The transcript is spliced from 27 exons. The coding region runs from base 418 to 5619 and encodes 1733 amino acids. The record is from RefSeq and is a predicted model, not a curated record. Lineage: Eukaryota; Metazoa; Chordata; Actinopteri; Scatophagidae. Gene Ontology annotation, biological process: positive regulation of ERK1 and ERK2 cascade; positive regulation of GTPase activity; Ras protein signal transduction. Gene Ontology annotation, cellular component: apical plasma membrane; plasma membrane; endocytic vesicle.